AUGGGGUGCCUCAGCCAUCGCAAGAAGCAGGCCGUCGAGUUUAAAGACCUGAACUGGGACUUGAUCAAUCUUGCCGACUUCAAGGCCAAAGGCUGCGGCCCCGGCUUCUUCUACAGCUACCUGUGGUUCUCCCUGCUGCUGUCCAUUGCCGUCUAUGCCGUCGAUAGCUUCACCGCCGUCAACCUGCUUGCCUUCAACAAGUGGUCCUCCAAGAUCGAGCCAACCAUCCCCUUCGACGUGUCCAAAUGGAUCUUCUCCGGCUGCAUCAUCGCAUCCUUUGUUAACAUUGCCUUCGAGGGCGUCCGAGCCAUGCGGGUCAUGAAGCGCGGCAACGUGGCCGAGUGCUACAUGGACAGCCUGGCCGCGCGGUGGGAGUCGACGCGGUUCGGGUCUGGCCAGGGCUGGAAAAGGUUUCUCGUCUUUACCGAACUCACCAAGAGUAAGAAGGGCGCCGAGAACGUUGCCUUCUUCACCUACUUUAGCUUUCAAUCCUGGAUUCGCGUCAUUCUCUGCUCGGGUCCCCGCCAGGUCGUCAAUGCCCUCACUCUCAGGUCUGUCUACGAAGCCAAGCUCAACCCCACCGCCGACAGUGUCGGGGGCUCCAUUGUUGGCUUCUUCGACAAGAUCAAAGCUCUCGCGACAGAGGACUACCAGCAAGCAGUCAUCCUGUCGGGCAUGUGCUUCACCCUUGUCGUCUGGAUCUUUUCGGCAUUGUUCCUGCUCAUCGCAGUCCUCUUCUACGUCUUCUUCCUCUUCCACUGGCUCCCGCGCGCCGACGGCGGUCUCACCGGAUACUGCGUGCGUAAGGUCAACAAGCGACUCACCAAGAUUGUCACGACAAAGGUCAACAAGGCUCUCGCCAAGGGUCAGGCAAAGAGAGAAAAGGCCGACAAGUUUGGGGAGAUGCCGUUUGAACGGUCUGCCGCUCUCCCGACCAUCCCCUAUCUUGGCAUGGGGAGUAAGGAGGACGGCCUUCCGGAGAUGCCAGAGCUGUCGCGGAUCGGGAGCAACAGCACCCUCCCCCUGUAUUCCUCACGCCCGGGCACGCCCAGCAGCUUCGAGCUCGGCGCCCUCCGUCAGCAGCGACCGCUCCAUUCCCGGUCCGGCACAUCGGGCUCGGGCUCGGGCUCCAUCUUUUCUGCGAAAGCACCCCUCAUCGGGGCUGCCGCUCACAUGGGUUACAAUGCCCCCUCGGACGCGAACGGCUACCCCAAGACCGACUUCGCCGCCUUUCCCCCUCAACGACCCGACACCUCAAACUCCCAGCUCAGAAGGUCGCUCUAG
Messenger RNA from Hirsutella rhossiliensis, 1284 nucleotides. RefSeq names its product fungal potassium channel domain-containing protein. Gene Ontology annotation, biological process: potassium ion transmembrane transport. The record is from RefSeq and is a predicted model, not a curated record. The transcript is spliced from 3 exons. Lineage: Eukaryota; Fungi; Ascomycota; Sordariomycetes; Hypocreales; Ophiocordycipitaceae. Gene Ontology annotation, cellular component: plasma membrane. Bases 1 to 1284 code for a protein of 427 amino acids. Gene Ontology annotation, molecular function: potassium ion transmembrane transporter activity.